AUGCGUAGGUCAAUAACCUCAUGUUCAAUUAAGAAAGCGACACCACUUCAUUAUGCUACAGCUAGCGAGGAGAUUGCACCUGAAACAGCCUUAUCCAUUUUACACACUUUACUCAAGUACGGAGCAAAACCAAAUUGCCGAGAUGUUGACGAAAGGACACCGAUCCUAUGGGCAGCGAGUAACGGAAAUUUGGAAGCAAUGCACUCACUUCGACAAGCAGGCGGCGAUCUAAUGGCUGUAGACCGAGAUAACCUCGGGGUUAUUCACUGUGCAGCUAGCCAUGGAUAUCAUGAGACCAUUGAUUUCAUCAUGGACGCCGUCCCAAACUUUUCUGUCGAUCAAAAGGAUCGAGCAGGGCAUACCGCUUUGUUCUAUGCGGUCACUUAUGGGCACUAUGAAGUGGCGAAACGACUUCUCGACUAUGGCGCUAAUCCUAAUCACCAGGUUUGGAAGAGCUUCUAUACAAUAGGCAUAGAAUAA
Molecule: messenger RNA, 480 nt
Organism: Strongylus vulgaris
Lineage: Eukaryota; Metazoa; Nematoda; Chromadorea; Rhabditida; Strongylidae
Source: the annotation of a GenBank genome assembly